AAUUAGUUCAGCUCUUGACAAAGGUGGGCCAGCCACAGAAGAGGAGCUGUAGUGAGAGCUUAACAGGGCUCCACACACGGCUCUCAAGCCUGCAGCAGAGAGGAGGAGAAGGGUUCCCCUCACACUUUCCCAAUCAGAGCUGGGGUUUGUAGAGAACCGUUGUUCCUUACCCCAGAGCAUAUGAGAGGGCUCACAGGCAUAGCAAGAGUUACUGCUGGACAUUUGGGACAUGAGAGAUGACUUCCACACCAGAUUCAGAUGAUGACAGAGCCUUUAAAGACUCUCUCACACUGCUGUUGAGAUAAGUGACAGGCCUAAGCUGGAGGUAAAUCUUUUCUGUUUGAGCCAUGACAUCAGCUCUCUGUGGCACAUCUCAAGUGGAGAGAUUUACCAGAGGUCUGAAACCACAUAAUAAAAAAGUGAAUGUUGUUGGAAUGCUGCAUCAGUUCUGGGAGCAAAAACAGGUGAACGAUGGCACAAUCGAGACAGAGAACCUAGUAGUUUAUGAAUCCGUUCCCUCACCAGGACCUCCAUUUAUCUGCUAUGUCACCUUACCAGGAGGGAGCUGCUUUGGCAACUACAAGUAUUGCUACACAAAGGCAGAAGCCAGACGUGACGCAGCUCGUAUUGCUCUGAUGAACUCAACAUUCAAUGAUUUGCCCUGUCGUCGUAUCACUCCAGAAUUCAUAACCCGCAGCAUAGAGGAGGCUGUCGCCACUACCAGUGGUAACAUGGAGGAUGCCUCAGACCCGAGCACCAGUUUAGGAGCUUAUUAUCUCAUGCUGAAAUCCAACACAGGAAAAACCAUGCUGGAAUUUCAGGAAUUAAUGACAGUGUUUCAGCUGUUGCACUGGAACGGGACACUGAAGGCUUUUAGGGAGAGGAGAUGUAGUCGUCAGGAGGUGAUCAGCUACUACUCUGAGAAACGGCUGGAUGAGUGUAUGCGUAGUCACAUGGCUCUGGACUGGCUGCAGAGGGAGAGGAAGAGGCCAGGGCUGCUCUCACGGGAGCUGCAGCUGUCUCUCAGAGAGUUGGCCCAUGCUCGGCAGGCUGGCCGUGAGCUCCGCUUCUACAAGGAAAAGAAGGAGAUCCUCAGCCUGGCGCUCAGUCAGGCCUCCACUGAGGAACUGCAGGCCUACUGUGCGGAGGAAGAAAAAGAGUGCUGGAGGAAAGAAGAAGCUGCAUUGGAGUAUCUCACGUGUGGGGGCCACUGUGUGGAGGGUAGCAUGGUGGACUCGUUAGAACAUUGUGAGUUUUAUUACCUGGAGAGUGAGAGUGACAAAGAGUCACUGGGCUGAAGUGUGUGUGUGUUUGUGUGUGUGGGGUGAGUUUUGGGUGAAGGGAAGGUCCUUAGAUUCACAUUGAAGAAAAGAGCCUGUAUGUUGUAUAUUUUCUACUCCUAUGUAGAGUUCUUUUUCAGUGUACUGUAAUGUGUCUGCAGCUAAAUGAGCUCCUGUGUAAAUCGGAUUUAUUUAGUAGUAAAUGUGUUAGUAGUACAUGUAGGAUUUGAACUUCUGGAGAGCAGCUCCAGCUCUCUUAUUGUUUGGACUGAGAAUUUGGCUUGCAUUGAGCAAAAAUCAUUUUGUAUUGCCUUGGGAUUUAGAAGGGAAUGUAAAUAAAGGCUGAUACUUUUUGCUUCGGCCACAGGGUGCCGCCAUAUCCUGUGAAUGGCUGGUCCCCAGAACUAGGGUAUAAGAUGUUUCUUCCCCAGAUCUGUACAGGCCAUUUUCCCAAUAAACUGAAUGGGAAAAAAAACAGUAAUAAUCAUGAAAGUUUUAAGUUAAACUCCUCUCUUUAAUAGUGUUUUAACUGUAUUCUGUCACUGUGUACUCUUAGAUCUUUUGAUAGUUAAGAUUUCUUAGAUUAAUAAAGUGGUUCUACUUGAACCCUUUUCAGUAGGUA
This is a messenger RNA of Pangasianodon hypophthalmus (striped catfish), 1902 nucleotides long. It is a transcript of the gene lix1, whose product is annotated as limb and CNS expressed 1. NCBI's taxonomy places the organism in Eukaryota, Metazoa, Chordata, Actinopteri, Siluriformes, Pangasiidae. The coding region runs from base 348 to 1298 and encodes 316 amino acids. Gene Ontology annotation, cellular component: cytoplasm. The transcript has 7 exons. Gene Ontology annotation, biological process: autophagosome maturation. The record is from RefSeq and is a predicted model, not a curated record.